Molecule: messenger RNA, 2145 nt
Organism: Rhizoctonia solani
Lineage: Eukaryota; Fungi; Basidiomycota; Agaricomycetes; Cantharellales; Ceratobasidiaceae
Product: ribosomal protein L22p/L17e
Exons: 12
Coding region: 1-2145 (714 amino acids)
Biological process (GO): cytoplasmic translation
Cellular component (GO): cytosolic large ribosomal subunit; ribosome
Molecular function (GO): structural constituent of ribosome
Source: RefSeq, a predicted model, not a curated record
AUGGUUGCUCGAGGCUCCAAAAUUCGUAGUGUAGCUUGGGAUAGGCUCAGAGGAUCACUGCAGAUUUUGAAAAACACCACAAGCAUAUUCCCACAGCUUUCUUCUGCCAUUAGCUCGCUACUAUCGUGUUUGGAUGAAUUUGAGGCAGCGGCACGAAGUCGCCAGGAUUUUGAGGACCUUGCCACUGAGCUGGCCACGCUAAGCGAUACUCUAAACCAGUAUAUACAUGGGCCUUCAUCUAUAUUUAUGUCCGGUUCUGUAAAGAGCAUCUCUAUUUCUAUUGAAAAUCAAGCAAAGGAAGUCAGGGAGAGACUGUCGCGCGGGAAGAAAGGGGGUAUACGGGGUAUCCAAGAAGAUGAAGAACUGCUAAGGUAUUAUCGACGGAUCCAGACACUAUUCCGGCAACUACAGACAAACGCGAACUCAAAUACGUGGAAGAUCGCGAAUGAACACUUGGCGAAUACGAGGCUAGAGAGCUUGAACCCAGUCAAGCAAGCUGUAUAUGAUUCGGGCCUAUCGACUGAAAUCAACCGUCGAGGCUGUACCGAAGGAACACGCACAAGAGUACUAGGGAAUCUUGAUCACUGGCAAAUCGAUCAUACAUCUCAACCUAUACUCUGGAUGAAUGGCAUGGCAGGAACAGGCAAGACCGCCAUCGCAUGGACCUUCUGUGAGCGACUCGAAAAGCGCAACCUUUUGGCGGCCAACUUUUUCUGUACUCACAGUUCGGCGGAAUGUGGGCGUGUGACGCGUAUUGUGCCGACUAUUGCGUAUCAGCUCGCUCGAUAUUCGAUUCCGUACCGGUCCACAUUGUGCAAGGUCCUAGCGGAAACUCCAGAUAUUGGAUCGAAGAAAAUACCCAUCCAAUUUGAACGAUUGCUGAAAGAACCGCUACAGCAAGUGAAGGAUGCAAUCCCCGAACAUCUCGUCGUUGUAAUAGACGCAUUAGACGAAUGCGAAGACCGUAACGGGGUUAAACUCUUCCUUGAAAUGCUUUUCCGACAUGCUCCGCAACUACCACUGAAGUUCUUGGUUACAGGACGACCUGUGCCUGAUAUAUACGGAAAAAUGAUGGACCCGUCACGUCCUCGAGAGAUCAUGUCUCUGCAUGAAGUGGAGAACUCGGUAGUACGAAACGACAUUGAACUGUACUUCAAGGAACAGUUGGCAUCCAUGGCCCUCAGCUCAGUCGAGAUAUCGCAGCUCGUAGAACGCUCUGGCGCUCUGUUCGUAUAUGCGUCUAAUCUUGUGGACUAUGUUCAAUCUGGCAAACGAUCAGGUGGCUCCCAUAAACGACUGCAGUCCCUGUUUGGCACGGUGCCUGGGCCACCGAAAUCACAUUUGCAAGUCGAUGCACUAUACAAAGCAGUGCUAGAAUCAGCUCUUAACGAAGACGAGCGAGAAAGCGAUGAAAGGGCGGAAACAUUAGCAGCACUCCGUGUUGUGCUGUCUGCUCACAAGCCAAUCGGUUUGGAGGAAAUCGCGUCUUUGUCGGGAAUCGGGGAUGGGUUGCCGCACUCUGAUGUAUCGGAUGCAAAUUCUUCCGUCCCCGACGCCCCUCAAGACAACGACAAAAUGGUUCGCUACGCCUCCGCCGCCCUUGCAACCAACCCGGAGAAGACCGCCCGUGCUCGCGGCGAGUACCUCCGCACCCACUUCAAGAACAUGCGCGAGGUUGCGGCUGCCUUGACUGGUCUCAAGCUCACCAAGGCCUAUACAUAUCUUGACAACGUGAAAGAUCACAAGCAGGUGAUCCCCUUCCGCAGGUUUGCUGGUGGUGUUGGACGUGCAUCUCAAGCAAAGGAGUUCGGUGCUACUCAGGGUCGCUGGCCUGAGAAGUCCAUCCGUUUCAUUCUCCGCCUUUUGAAGAAUGCCGAAUCCAAUGCGGAUGCGAAGAACCUUGAGCUUGAGGAGCUUAUCAUCAAGAACAUCGUUGUUCAACAGGCUCCUAAAACCCGCCGCCGCACUUACCGUGCCCACGGUCGCAUUAACCCCUACCAGGGUCACCCUGCCCACGUCGAGAUUAUCCUUUCGGCUGCUGAGGAAGAGGUAGAGAGGAACAAGGAGAAGGAUGAUAUUUCCAAGAUCGUCGCUCCCAAUCGCCGUUUGCUCGCUCGCCGACGAAUUGAGGCUUCCCGGGCAUAA